UUUCCCUUUUCUGUUGGUCUUUCUUUUUUGCCAACUUGGCAUGUGAACACCAUAGGAUCUCAGAUCUUUGCUCGGGUUCACAACUCAGCCUCACUAGGAUUCAUCUUGAAGCUUCCAGCAAUGUGGGAGUACCAUUUUUUCAAGUUCACUAGCUUAAGCUUCUAUAUGCUCGGCACUGGAUUGCUAAUCACUGCCCUCUCUACUGAUCAGUGGGUUGUUAAUUAUCCCACCAUUCUUGGCCCUGCCAGUGAAUCUCUUUGGACCUACUGUUUGCCAUCUGGGUGUGGCUAUCUGGAUCGAGGAAGAGGGUUUAUAUCUGUUGUUAUAAUCCUGGGUAUUGGAGCAGUGGUGGGCUGUUUUGCCAUCCUUGGAAUCGUAGCCUUUUCCAUCUGGAGAAAUACGUUUGAAUCAUGUCUCAAUAAAGCAGCCCUCAUGCCAGCAAUCUGUAGUAUGAUUGGCAUGUCGGUAUACACAGGGGCAUAUACUCGCCAUGUUGAUGCGAAAUACUAUGGAUGGUCCUUCAUUUUGGGCUGGUCCUCCUUCCCCCUCAACCUUGUGGCUGCAAUACUAACCAUCUUUUUUGAGGUAUUCUAUGACAUUGAAGAAGGAGGGUCACUAGAAGGAGUACCAGGAAUUUAAAGAAGACGGAGGCCAGUGGCAAUUUCCAUGAGACUCCAAGCAAAAGCUCUUUUGUGCUGGAUUCAAGGACUUCCCAUGGAUUAGAAUUUAUCAGAUUAAAGCUUCAGAAUUUAUCUUCAUCUGACUAUUUCCCCAGAUUUGGGGGUUUAACAGCAGAUUUCUUGGUGGUGAUGAUUUGGAAGAGAAACUGACGCAUUCCAAAUUCUUAAAGGCUCUGUUGUUUUAUUUCCAGUUUGGUUUUUUAUGGAGCACCAUACAAGCACAGUGUGCUGCAACUUUCAGUUCAUUCAUGUUCUUUCCCCCGCUAUGUUACACAUGCACAUUCAUAAAGCAUUUCAAAGAGAACAAUCUUCAUUUUAUUUAUUCCAUUUGUUUAUUUCACAUAUUCUCUUCCUUUUGUGCCUUUCACAAAAUGGUCCAAAAUGGCAGGUUAUGAUAAAUACAUGUAAAGUAUAAUAAAACAUUUAUAA
Hemicordylus capensis (graceful crag lizard) is the source of this 1109-nucleotide messenger RNA. RefSeq names its product lens fiber membrane intrinsic protein-like. Gene Ontology annotation, cellular component: plasma membrane. NCBI's taxonomy places the organism in Eukaryota, Metazoa, Chordata, Lepidosauria, Squamata, Cordylidae. The record is from RefSeq and is a predicted model, not a curated record. The coding region runs from base 121 to 639 and encodes 172 amino acids. The transcript has 4 exons.